AUGCCACAAUCGCUACAUCCAUCAUCACAAACUCUCUCAGCCUCUCGAUCAAACACACCCGACCCCUCAAUGACCCUCACCCUCCCACGCAUACUAUGUCUCCACGGCGGCGGCGUCAACGCAUCAAUAUUCCGCAACCAAAUGCGCGCGUUCCUAACCCAUCCACAACUAGCACCUCGCUUCCGCUUCGUCUUCGUCGAGGCCCCGUUCUUCUGCGAUGAGGGCAUAGGAAUCUACCCGGUCUACGCGAACUGGGGUCCCUUCCGACGAUGGAGUCGCUGGCUCAAAACCCAUGAGGAAAUCGAUGCCUCAACCUGCAUGCAUGAGAUCAUAUACGGAGUCGAGCAGGGCAUGAAGGCUGACGAGGGUAAGGGCGAGUUCGUCGGUGUGCUGGGGUUCAGUCAGGGUGCCAAAGUGGCCUGUAGUCUGCUAUUGAAGCAGCAGCUGGAUGAGGCUGCAGGAAUUGAGGUUCCGAGAGAUAGUCUGCUAGGUAAAUUUCGUUUUGGGAUCAUUAUGGCGGGACGAGCGCCGUUACUGGCACUGAAUGAGGAGAUGGAGCAGAUGAAGUUCUUGCAGAGUGCGGCUGGAUUGCCAGAUGAGGCUGAUAUGGAUGCGAUAUUUGAGGCGCCGGAACAUAAACUGAGAUUGCCAACGGUUCAUGUGCAUGGGCUCCGGGACGAGGGACUUGAACUGCAUAGGCGAUGUGUCGAGGAUUAUUGCGCUGCGGGCACGACCGUGGUUGUAGAAUGGGACGGACCACAUCGGAUACCGAUCAAGAAAGUGGAUGUUGAAAUGGUUGUGGAGGCGUUCGUUGAACUUGCAGACGAGUACAGUGUCUGA
Molecule: messenger RNA, 840 nt
Organism: Lithohypha guttulata
Lineage: Eukaryota; Fungi; Ascomycota; Eurotiomycetes; Chaetothyriales; Trichomeriaceae
Exons: 1
Coding region: 1-840 (279 amino acids)
Biological process (GO): secondary metabolite biosynthetic process
Cellular component (GO): nucleus; cytoplasm
Molecular function (GO): hydrolase activity
Source: RefSeq, a predicted model, not a curated record